Eptesicus fuscus (big brown bat) is the source of this 850-nucleotide messenger RNA. It is a transcript of the gene AQP5, whose product is annotated as aquaporin 5. Gene Ontology annotation, molecular function: water channel activity. Gene Ontology annotation, cellular component: plasma membrane; apical plasma membrane. The transcript has 4 exons. NCBI's taxonomy places the organism in Eukaryota, Metazoa, Chordata, Mammalia, Chiroptera, Vespertilionidae. Gene Ontology annotation, biological process: transmembrane transport. Bases 16 to 813 code for a protein of 265 amino acids. The record is from RefSeq and is a predicted model, not a curated record.
GCCCCCGCGGCCACCAUGAAGAAGGAGGUGUGCUCCGUGGCCUUCGUCAAGGCCGUGUUCACCGAGUUCCUGGCCACCCUCAUCUUCGUCUUCUUCGGCCUCGGCUCGGCCCUUCAGUGGCCGUCGGCGCUGCCCUCCAUCCUCCAGAUCUCGCUGGCCUUCGGCCUGGCCAUCGGCACCCUGGCCCAGGCCCUGGGGCCCGUGAGCGGCGGCCACAUCAACCCUGCCGUCACGCUGGCCCUCUUGGUGGGCAACCAGAUCUCCCUGCUGCGGGCUGUCUUCUACGUGGUGGCCCAGCUGGUGGGCGCCAUCGCCGGCGCCGGCAUCCUCUAUGGGCUGGCACCAGCCAAUGCGCGGGGCAGCCUGGCGGUCAAUGCGCUCAACAACAACACGACGCCCGGCCAGGCCAUGGUGGUGGAGCUGAUUCUGACCUUCCAGCUGGCGCUCUGCAUCUUCUCCUCUACCGACUCCCGCCGCACCAGCCCUGUGGGCUCCCCGGCCCUGUCCAUCGGCCUGUCCGUCACCCUGGGCCACCUUGUGGGGAUCUAUUUCACCGGCUGCUCCAUGAACCCAGCCCGCUCUUUCGGCCCCGCAGUGGUCAUGAAGCGGUUCAGCUCUGCACACUGGGUGUUCUGGGUGGGGCCCAUCGUGGGGGCUGCCCUGGCCGCCAUCCUCUACUUCUACCUGCUCUUCCCCAACUCCCUGAGCCUGAGUGAGCGUGUGGCCGUCGUCAAGGGCACGUAUGAGCCUGAGGAGGACUGGGAGGAGCAGCGGGAGGAGCGGAAGAAGACCAUGGAGCUGACCGCCCACUGACCAGCGUCAGACAGGGGCUAGCCCCUCACCCCUGAAU